Messenger RNA from Medicago truncatula (barrel medic), 1217 nucleotides. RefSeq names its product suppressor of disruption of TFIIS. The coding region runs from base 117 to 911 and encodes 264 amino acids. The record is from RefSeq and is a predicted model, not a curated record. Lineage: Eukaryota; Viridiplantae; Streptophyta; Magnoliopsida; Fabales; Fabaceae. The transcript has 6 exons.
UAUCCAAUCUCAUUUGUCCAUGUUACCUUCAUUUCAUUUCUCUCUAUAUAUUCCUUCAAUUGAAACUUUCUUUCACUCGCUCUCAUUUCAUUCAUCAACAAAACAGAUUUGAAACAAUGGCUUUUCGUAACAAACCUUCUCCCUUCGACUGCAUUAUCUUCGAUUUGGAUGAUACCUUGUACCCAUCCAACACCGGAAUCGGAGCUGCCGUUAAGAAAAAUAUCGAUCUCUUUCUAAUGGAAAAAUGUGGUUUCUCACAAUCCAAAGCCUCCACCCUGAGGGUUGAACUCUUUAAAUCCCACGGUAGCACCCUCGCCGGUUUACGCGCACUAGGCUAUGAUAUCACCGCCGAAGAAUACCACGGUUUCGUGCACGGAAGGCUACCUUACGAAUUAAUCAAACCAGACAUUCAGUUACGGAACCUCUUACGUUCCAUCAACCAAAGGAAGAUUAUAUUUACGAAUUCGGACAGGAUUCAUGCACUUAGAGCGUUGGACAGGCUUGGGAUAACAGACUGUUUUGAACAGAUUAUAUGUUUUGAGACUUUAAACCCGAAUCUACCUAAUUCAACCCGCCCCGAUGAAUUUCCUGUCCUAUUGAAACCUUCACCGGAUGCCUUCAAGAUUGCGAUCCAAGCUGCCAACGUCGAUCCUCGUCAUACGUUGUUUCUGGAUGACAGUGUUCGAAACAUCAUUGCGGGUAAAGAAAUGGGUCUCCACACCGUUUUGGUUGGGGAGACAGUGAAAAACAAUGUAGGGGACUAUGUAGUGGAAUGUGUGAAUAGUGUUACACUUGCAGAAGUGAUUCCUGAAAUAUGGGGAAGUAGAGUGGAUGAUUAUGAUCAAAAGCUAUCGCGCACAAACAGCGAAUUGGAUGCUUUGCUAAGCGCAUAUACUGCUGUUGGAGCUUGAAAACUGACCUUGUUGGAUGUGUUUGUACAAACCCAACUACCCAAUAACACUCCACCAAUAAGCACAAAAAGACAAUGAACAAAUAAUGUGGGGAAUCUCAUGUGAAUAGUGUUAACAACUUAACAAGUGUCUCAAGAGAAAUAAAUAAAUAAAUAAAUUGUAUGGUAGAUAUUACUAACCUCCUCUGUGUUCGAAUUGACUUUCAAACUUGUAAAACUUCUAAAUUAAUAAAAAUUCGAGUUAUUCAUGUUUACUGUAAAAAAAUCCAUAUGAGAAAUGUCCGAUCAUGAAUCUCUCGGCUUUGAA